Puccinia triticina is the source of this 579-nucleotide messenger RNA. RefSeq lists its product as uncharacterized. The record is from RefSeq and is a predicted model, not a curated record. Gene Ontology annotation, cellular component: membrane. The transcript has 5 exons. NCBI's taxonomy places the organism in Eukaryota, Fungi, Basidiomycota, Pucciniomycetes, Pucciniales, Pucciniaceae. Bases 1 to 579 code for a protein of 192 amino acids.
AUGCAUCUAAGAGGUGAAACCCAUCAGCAGGUGACCCGCCGGGGGUGGUGUGUAGCCACGGUGACUCCGGUGACUCACCGCCAGAGGGGGCACAGCUUCCCCCCGGGGGAAAGGUUACAUUUGAAGGGACCCAGGGACCAUCUCGACCAGGAGCAAACAAUUAUCAUUUUGCUGGAGUCCUAUCAAAACAAUAAACAAAACCGCAACCACAACCAGCAUCGGACAUGGCUCGCUCGACACCUUCAUCCACGACCGACCUCUUGCUUUACUUUCUGGCGAUCUUCGUGCCCCCAGCAUCGGUGUUCAUCAAACGUAAAGUCGACCUUCCUUCUUCUUCCUGCGCUUUCGUUUGCUGUACAUUUGCCUCCAACCUGCGCCUGUGCGGCCGAUUUCUGGAUCAACGUUGCCCUCUUCAUCCUGGGUUGGAUCCCCGGAGUCAUUCAUGCCUGGUGGAUUAUCUCCAAAUACCCCGACCACACGCCCCCGCCUGCCGUCGGCCACCAUGAUCCACACCACACACAGCCAAACUCCCAGUACCAGCCCGUACCCAACUACGGCUCCGUCCCUCCAUACAAAUAA